Molecule: messenger RNA, 861 nt
Organism: Camellia sinensis
Lineage: Eukaryota; Viridiplantae; Streptophyta; Magnoliopsida; Ericales; Theaceae
Source: RefSeq, a predicted model, not a curated record
CAUUUAGUUUUGUUUUUGGAUAUAGUUACUUCUAUUGCAUAAGUGAAUUAAACAUAAAAAUUUGUAGGUUAUGGACAUGGAGCAUGAGCUUCAAGCAUUGAGACUUCAGCUUGCUGAGAAAUCUAAACAUUCUCUUCUGCUUCAGAAAGAGCUGGCAAAGAGCAGGAGGGGUGAGGAAAACUUGGCUCACUCAUAUGAAUUAGAUGGUUCUGAAGCUUUGGGUUCAUAUUUAAGGAUUCAACCUUGCUCUGAUAGUGCUCCAGAACUUUCGGGAUGUUCAAUUCAAUGGUAUCGUUUGGCAGCUGAAGGUGGCAAAAAGGAUCUUAUUUCAGGAGCCACCAAAUCAGUGUACGCUCCAGAUCCCUUUGAUGUCAGUCGAAUUUUGCAAGCUGAAAUUAUUGUAGAUGGCCAGAAAAUAGCAUUGACAACCACUGGUCCAGUUGAUCCCGCUGCAGGAUUAGGAAACUACGUGGAAUCAUUGGUGCGAAGGCAUGACACGGAAUUCAAUGUAGUCAUUGCUCAAAUGAAUGGGGUAGAUUACCCAUCACAAUCUAUCCAUGUACUUCAUGUGGGUAAAAUGAGGAUCAAACUCUGUAAAGGCAAAACAACAGUAGCUAAAGAAUACUAUUCCACUUCAAUGCAGUUAUGUGGAGUUAGAGGUGGUGGGAAUGCUGCAGCUCAAGCAUCAUUUUGGCAAGCAAAAGUAGGGCUUUCUUUUAUAUUGGCAUUCGAGUCAGAGAGGGAAAGGAAUGCAGCCAUCAUGCUUGCCAGGAGGUUUGCAUUUGAUUGCAAUAUCAUGCUUGCCGGACCAGAUGACAGAGCUCCUCCAGAAACAUGACAAAUCUAUGCUCUACUCUCCUC